AUGGUGGAAGCAUUAGGUGGAGGAGUGAUUCCAGUAAGUGCAGUGCUUGCUGAUAAAGAUGUGAUGCUUCAUAUCAAACUUGGCCAACACGGAAGCACAUUUGGUGGGAACCCUUUAGCUAGUGUUGUCGCUACGGCUUCUUUAGAUGUUAUCGAGCAAGAGAAACUCGUCAAAAGAUCAGCAAGUCUUAGAGAAGAACUGAGGAUUCAACUGAAUGAAAUCAAGAAACAGUUUUCUAAUUACAUCAAAGAAGUACGAGGAAGAGGAUUGUUCAAUGCGGUUGAGUUCAACAGCGAAAGCUUAUCUCUAGUUUCGGCUUAUGAUAUUUGCUUGAGCCUGAAGGAGAGAGGAGUUUUGGCUAAACCGACUCACAACACCAUUGUCCGCUCUGAUGAACUACGAGAAGGCUUUAAGGCUCUUCAUGAUGUGCUUGAGAUUGAUCUUUCAAAUCUGCAGAACACCAAUUCCGGCAAAACUCCGGUUUCUCAUUUAACCGAGUGUGAUCGCUGCGGGAGAAACCUCUAUGCUUGA
Molecule: messenger RNA, 531 nt
Organism: Brassica napus (rape)
Lineage: Eukaryota; Viridiplantae; Streptophyta; Magnoliopsida; Brassicales; Brassicaceae
Product: ornithine aminotransferase, mitochondrial-like
Exons: 5
Coding region: 1-531 (176 amino acids)
Cellular component (GO): cytoplasm
Molecular function (GO): L-ornithine transaminase activity; identical protein binding; pyridoxal phosphate binding
Source: RefSeq, a predicted model, not a curated record